Molecule: messenger RNA, 923 nt
Organism: Nothoprocta perdicaria
Lineage: Eukaryota; Metazoa; Chordata; Aves; Tinamiformes; Tinamidae
Product: HLA class II histocompatibility antigen, DR alpha chain-like
Exons: 4
Coding region: 1-759 (252 amino acids)
Biological process (GO): immune response; antigen processing and presentation of exogenous peptide antigen via MHC class II; immunoglobulin production involved in immunoglobulin-mediated immune response
Cellular component (GO): MHC class II protein complex; membrane
Molecular function (GO): MHC class II protein complex binding
Source: RefSeq, a predicted model, not a curated record
AUGGCCGGAGGAUGGGGCGUCCUGCUGGCCCUGCUGGCCCUGCAGGGCACGGGGGCUGUGAAGGUUGGGAAUGUGAUGCUCCAGGUUGACUUGUACCAGCGGGCCGAGUCGCUGCAGCAGGAGGGCGGGCAGUACCUGUUCAGCUUCGACGGGGACGAGAUGUUCCACGUGGACCUGCAGAAGAUGGAGACCCGCUGGCGCCUCCCCGAGUUCGGGCAGUUCACCAGCUUCAAGGCCCAGGCAGCCAUGCAGCACAUGGCCGCCGAGAAGCAGCACAUGGAGCUCUUGAUGCUGAGGAGUAACCGCUCCCAGGGGACCAUCGAGCCACCUGAGGUCACAGUCUUCUCUGAGGACCCUGUGGAGCUGGGUGACCCCAACGUUCUCAUCUGCUACGUGGACAAGUUCUGGCCAUCCGUGAUCAACAUCACGUGGCUGAAGAACGGGCAGGAGGUGGUGGACGGCGUCUUCGAGACCGUUUACUACCUACGGGAGGAUGACACCUUCCGCAAGUUCUCCUACCUGCCCUUCGUGCCCACGCGGGGCGACUACUACGACUGCCGGGUGGAGCACUGGGGGCUGCCCAAGGCCCUGCUCAAGCACUGGGAGCCCCAGGUGCCGCUGCCCGUGUCCGAGAGCACCGAGACGCUGGUGUGCGCCCUGGGCCUGGCCGUGGGCAUCGUGGGCAUCAUCGCGGGCACCGUCCUCAUCAUCAAGGCCAUGAAGAUGAACAGCGGCCGCAACGCGCGGGGCCCCCUGUGAGCGGGCAGAGCCCUCGGCUCCCUGCCCGCCCCACGGCCGGACGCGUGCGCCCCUCGCUGUGCCGUGCUGGGAGCCGCUCAUCCCAGCGUGCCCAGCGUGUGACGUGCACCCCGCUAGACCCUGUCAGUGCCUCCCUCGCCCGUGACCUCUACGUGUCGACCCGA